Schistosoma intercalatum is the source of this 663-nucleotide messenger RNA. Lineage: Eukaryota; Metazoa; Platyhelminthes; Trematoda; Strigeidida; Schistosomatidae. The record is from the annotation of a GenBank genome assembly.
AUGAUGCAAGCGAAACUUAGUAAUUCUGAGUGUUAUCGUAAUUUGAGUAAUAAGAGAAAAUUAGUGCUUGAAAAUCAACUGUUCAGACGUGUCUUCAUUGAAACAUGCGAAAAAAAUGGAUGUCACCCAUUGAAAUCGUCAGUUACAGGAAUAAUCCAAAUCCCAUUGUGGCUCACAUUCACAUUCUCCAUCAGAUACUUGAGUGGAUUCCAACUGUAUCCGCAAUCCGAUUCCAAUAAUCUGAUUGCCGAUCCGUCUCUCAACGUUCCGUGCUCAAGUUUCCUGCUUCCCUCCAUAUGUACGUUAGCCGGAUUGGCAAAUGUAGAACUGGCGUGUUUAAGACGACCUCUGUUCUUCAAUCCGAAAUCUAAUUCUGUAAUACCAGAUCCUUUACCUUAUAAUGCUGUGCGGUUUGUUGGUUGGGUUGGAAAUCUCGCUCUUUUCGCGUGUUGCAGCUUUUUUCCAAAAGCGUUUGUGAUUUAUUGGUGUACAUCUUCAAUUCACCAACUAUGUAUACAUCUUUUGAUAAUGCACCCUUGUUUACGAAGACUGCUUGGUUUAUGGACCAUACCCCAUGAAGGACAUUAUCCGUAUAAAGUUCUACUUAACUCGAUGUAUCAUCGCUAUAACAUAUCAAAAUGGUUGCAAAAUAAAAAGUCAUAA